CGCUGUUUCUCAAUUUGAUUUCUCGCUGUUUAUUAUCCUUCCACGGAAUCAGCUUGAACCAGGAAGAAAAAAGAAGAAGAAGAAGAAAUGGCGCCGGUGAAUCAGGAUAAGGACAGAGACCACCGGCCAUCGGCGGAUUUCUUCAUUGAGGAAGACGACGACGGAGAUUUGGGCAGAGCGGAGGCAGGCAACGACAGAAGCGGCGCAGGAACAGACACCACCUCCAGCUCGAGCUCCAGCAGCGGCGGCGACGGCGGCGGCGGCUCCGACGCGGAAGGUGACGACGAGGAGAAGAAUGCCGACGACGACGGCGGAGGCGUCGGGACUUUCACCUCUCGGCAAUGGCCACAGAGUUAUCGAGAAACGAUGGAUUCUUACUCGAUUGCAAUGUCGCCGAGCCUUGCAUUCAUGGGGCCGGUGCAACAGCUGGCGCCUUACUUGAGCUUCAUGAGUAACGCGGACACGGAAUCAAAGGCUCCAUUGAUUCCCGAGCGAGACAGGAGCUACAUGAGGAGGGUCGAAUCGGAUAGGUUCUCGCUAGCACAAUCGUCUUUCUCGAAAGCUUCAUUCGCAAAUACGGAGUUCCAGAAUCCACAUGGGUGUAGCUUCACUCAAACUCUGUUCAACUCGCUGAAUGUAAUGGUGGGGAUCGGGCUACUCUCGACGCCUUACACCGUGAGGGAAGGAGGGUGGAUCAGUUUGUUUAUAGUAGCAUUUUUUGGGAGCGUCUGCUGUUACACUGCUUAUCUGAUGAAGCAAUGCUUUGAGAGCCGAGAUGGCAUAACAACAUAUCCGGACAUGGGAGAAGCUGCAUUCGGGAAGUUUGGGCGCCUAGGAAUAUCUGUAAGUUGUUCUGACUCCAAAUUUUGUCUGUGCUACCAGCAUAUCCUUUUGUACACGGAGUUGUAUUCUUAUUGUGUGGAAUAUAUUACCUUGGAAGGGGAUAACCUGGCCAGGCUAUUUCCUGGUGUAUCCUUUGAUUUGGCUGGGAUAUAUCUCGAUUCCACGCAUUUCUUUGGGAUUCUGACUGCUAUUCUUGUGCUGCCAACUGUUUUGUUAAGAGACCUCCGUUUCAUCUCCUUUCUUUCAGCUGGUGGAGUUUUUGCUACAAUUUUGAUUAUUUUCUCCCUGCUUUUCGUGGGUACCGCUGAAGGAGUUGGGUUCCAUCAAAAUGGCCCGCUUGUGAAAUGGAACGGGGUUCCAUUUGUUAUAGGUGUAUGUGUAUUCAAUUAUUCAGGUCACUCGGUUUUCCCCAACAUCUACCAGUCAAUGGCCAAUAAAGCAGAAUUUACAAAGACUGCAAUAGCAUGUUUUUCCGUGUGCGCUCUCUUGUAUGGGGGAGUUGCAGCCAUGGGAUUUCUCAUGUUUGGUGGGGCUACACUGUCACAAGUGACAUUGAACAUGCCACAGGACAGCAUUACUUCAAAAGUUGCAAUCUGGACUAUUGUAUGUCUAGAGUUGAACUUGCUCAAUACUACUUUCAAGCAAUAUAAGCUGUCCAAACACUUCUAUCGAUUCGUCACCAUCGUUAGUUUUCAUAAACUGAUGUGGGGAAAGAAGCUGCUUUUUCAUAUUAGUUGGACUAGAUACGCAGGUUUUCUUUUCUGUGAUUCCUUAACAGAGAACACAUAUUCAUUGUUGAUGAAUCCGUUGGCUCGAAGCAUAGAGGAACUUUUGCCAGUUAACGUCGUCUCCAACUAUUGGUGUUUUAUUCUUCUGAGAGCCGUACUUGUUUUCUCUACUGUUGCUGCUGCAUUUCUUCUCCCCUUUUUUGGUCUUGUGAUGUCUUUGAUGGGUUCAGGCCUCUGUGUACUUAUGGCUGUCAUAAUGCCGUCUCUGUGCUUCUUGAGAAUCAUGGGGAAGAAAGCCACGAGAACACAUAUUGUUCUUAGCUCCGCGAUUACUGUGGUGGGCGCUGUCUGCGCCAUCAUCGGAACUUACUCUUCAGUUGAAAAGAUCGUGCAGAGCUUCUGAGAUUGUUUCUGUAGGUCCUCUUGCCAAUGCUUUUCAAAGCGUUUUUCUGGAGGUUAUGCCGCCCACCUUGAAGGUGUGGUUAAUGUAGAAUAUCCUGUUGAAAGAGCGUUCUGUAGUGUAACCAGCUAUUGAUGUCUGGGAUUUUUUUUUUUUGGUGUAAGUUUAGUACGGGUCAUCAUCUUGUAGAAAGUAAUAAAAGUUCUUCAUGGCCUUAGUUUGAUCAUGAAGUUUUUGUGUCUCCAAUGCGAAACCUUUGUCACUUUGAUGGCUGUUAUUUAUUAAUUCGUUUGAUCGGGAAUAACGUGUAUUUGGACUAGGAAUGAUAACGGGUCAGGGUAAACCAUCGCAUGCUGAUAUU
This is a messenger RNA of Linum tenue, 2332 nucleotides long. The record is from the annotation of a GenBank genome assembly. Lineage: Eukaryota; Viridiplantae; Streptophyta; Magnoliopsida; Malpighiales; Linaceae.